This is a messenger RNA of Arabidopsis lyrata subsp. lyrata, 1224 nucleotides long. RefSeq names its product ADP-ribosylation factor-like protein 8b. The record is from RefSeq and is a predicted model, not a curated record. Gene Ontology annotation, biological process: protein transport. The coding region runs from base 398 to 952 and encodes 184 amino acids. Lineage: Eukaryota; Viridiplantae; Streptophyta; Magnoliopsida; Brassicales; Brassicaceae. The transcript has 6 exons. Gene Ontology annotation, molecular function: GTPase activity; GTP binding.
UAAUAAUUACUACUACAAUACAACACAAAGCUCCAUGAUUUUCGCUCUGUCACAGACAGCUUCAGUUUCCCUACAAAACGAAUUCUAAUCAGAUCUAGACCGUUAAUCUCGCGACGUAGAGGAACCCACAUAAGCAUCGACGGUUCAGAUUUACUGACUUUUUAUGUAACUUUAAUUCGCCGGCUCUCUUGCCGUGUUUUCGAUUUUGACAGAAACGAAAAAAAUCUUCAAAGGGAUAAAUAUCAGCAGCGGAAGAAGGAUUGAAAAAAGGAAGCUUUCCCUUUUUUUAAGCCCAUCAGAGAUCCGUGGAGGAGAAUUUCUAGCAGACCGAUCUGUCUCUGUUUCUACGAAUCUCUCUGUCUUUGUCGGAAACUUGAGUUGUCUGAAAUCAUAAAUCAUGGGUUUGUGGGAUGCUCUUCUCAAUUGGCUUCGCAGCCUCUUCUUCAAGCAAGAAAUGGAGCUUUCAUUGAUAGGACUUCAAAAUGCAGGAAAGACAUCACUUGUUAACGUUGUUGCAACCGGUGGAUACAGUGAAGACAUGAUCCCUACGGUCGGAUUCAACAUGAGGAAAGUGACAAAAGGAAGUGUUACAAUCAAGCUUUGGGAUCUUGGUGGUCAACCUAGGUUCCGCAGCAUGUGGGAACGUUACUGCCGUUCUGUUUCCGCGAUUGUGUAUGUAGUUGAUGCUGCUGAUCCUGACAACCUCAGUGUCUCGAAGAGCGAACUCCAUGAUUUGUUGAGCAAGACGUCCCUUAGUGGUAUCCCUCUUCUAGUCCUCGGCAACAAAAUCGACAAGCCUGGAGCUUUGUCCAAAGAAGCUUUAACUGAGGAAAUGGGACUCAAGUCACUUACAGAUAGAGAAGUCUGUUGCUUCAUGAUAUCUUGCAAGAACUCCACUAACAUCGAUCAAGUCAUUGAUUGGCUUGUAAAGCACUCCAAAUCAUCGAGCUAAACUUUGCACCAAACGAACAGAAGUCAACUCUCUGCAGUUCUCAGUCUUCUUGUGUUUUUGGUCCUUUGAUGAUGAUGAUGGUGAUUGUGAUGGUGGAAGAAGACACAGCUUUCUCUUUUAUCCUGUGAAAAACAAGAUUUGUCUAUGUUUUCUAUCUGAUUCUUUAUCGUCUUUCUCCUUGGUGUGUUGCUGUGUUCUCUGUAUAUUAGAUUUGAUUGGUUUCCCUCUUCUUAAAGCCAUGAGAUCACUUCCUUCGGGGUCAGCUUUUUCAA